This is a messenger RNA of Centrocercus urophasianus (Greater sage-grouse), 1026 nucleotides long. It is a transcript of the gene BSG, whose product is annotated as basigin (Ok blood group). Gene Ontology annotation, cellular component: cell-cell junction. Lineage: Eukaryota; Metazoa; Chordata; Aves; Galliformes; Phasianidae. Gene Ontology annotation, molecular function: cell adhesion molecule binding. Bases 28 to 843 code for a protein of 271 amino acids. The transcript has 8 exons. The record is from RefSeq and is a predicted model, not a curated record. Gene Ontology annotation, biological process: cell-cell adhesion.
GCGGGGCGGCGCGGAGUGCGGGCGGAGAUGGCGGCGGGCGCGGACGUGCGGUGCGCGGUUCUGGCGCUGCUCGUGCUCGACUUACUGGCGACCGGCGGCGAUGCUACAGGUCCGGUGAUCACGGGGCAGUACACCAGCUCUGCUGACAAGGUGGUCCUCAGCUGUAACAUGAGUGCACCUCACGCCCCCAUCAAGGGCCACAAAUGGAUGCUGGGAGACAAGACACUCAAGACAGAAGAAGGCAAUUCAGACUCUUUCAUCACUUACACGAUCGAGGGGAAGGUUGAAGAACACUCUGGUGUCUAUGAAUGCAUCUAUGAAACAAACCCAGUGGCAAAAGGAAACGUGUCUAUAGAAGUUCAACCCCAAGUUGUAGCAUACAAGAAGUCUGAGCAUGGGAACGAGGGGGACACAGGUGUGCUGACCUGCAAGAGUCUCUCCUACCCCCCUGUUGGCAACUGGUUCUGGUUCAGAAGUGAUCAAACACCCGUUGUCAAUGGUACUGAUCGCUACAUCAUCAAGUCCAAUGGCAACAAGACAGAGCUACGCAUCCUCAAACUGAGCAUUGAGCAAGAUACAGGUGACUACCACUGCAAUGGUACCAACGUGAUGGGCCCUGGAAGUGCUACGGUGAAUCUGCGCGUCCGCAGCCGCCUGGCAGCUCUUUGGCCCUUCCUGGGAAUCGUGGCAGAAGUUCUGGUUCUCGUCACCAUCAUCUUCAUCUACGAGAAGAGGAGGAAGCCAGAUGAGGUUCUUGAUGAUGAUGAUGGAGGCUCUGCACCACUGAAAAGCAAUGCCACGAACCACAAGGACAAGAACGUCCGCCAGAGAAACGCUAACUGAGUCAGAGGUGACGUGUAGCUGAAGAACUUGUCUGGACAUUGUUUUCUUCUAAUUUUUAUUAUUUUUGUUUUUUUGUAAAAUAGCACCAGGAAAUACUUAGCGUGUCCUUGCGAUUCAGUUACUUCACUUUCGACAGGAAAUUAAGUUGUAGAAUCUAAAACACACACUUUUUUUUUUUUUUUU